AUGGGUCGAAGUCGCAAAUAUGUUUUGGUGGAUGAGUUGAAUGUGCUAGAGAGCGAGACUGUGGGUAGCACGGGUAUCGUCGACCGGUCGGUGAUAGCGGCAUUGGCGAGUAGGGGUUCAUUGUUGCGUGUGAACGCGGACCAGCAAGUAGCUUUGGUACAUCGCGGCAUGACGGCGCGAGACCGCUAUGUGAAUGAAGAAUGUAACUCUGUACGUGGGUUGGCCUACCAGUUGAGUCGGACAGGCUUCCUUACCCGGCUGCCAGUGCCGGUGACUGCCCUUUUGACUCGCUGCAGCCGCCUGCGACUGUUAUAUCACUACGACAAACCUCUGGCCAACAUCAAAGUGUUCCAAGGCGUCACGGCCCGAGUUUACGGCAACUACACCUUUGGCCAGCUGCCGUCCAACCAGCUGCCGUCCAAUCAGCUACCGUCCAAUCAGCUACCGUCCAAUCAGCUACCGUUUAAUCAGCUGCCGUCCAAUCAGCUACCGUCCAAUCAGCUACCGUCCAAUCAGCUACCGUCCAAUCAACUGUCAGGUGGUCACUCGCCGUUGGGCCAGUCCCCGUGCUCCUCGCGCCGGCAGUCGUCCUCAUUCCGGCAGUCGCCCUGGCUGCGGAAGUCUAGUCAGUUGGUGUCUGGACAAUUUCUGGUGCUGAUGCUUCCGGAGGAGCGUCUGGCACGCCAGGAGUACGCUUCUCGAAGCAUGUCGUCGGACUUGGCGGCGCCGUCGGCAGCCGUAGCGAGUACGGAGCAAUCCCGGCAGUCGCUGGGACAGGCGAUUGGCCAGUCGAUUGGGCAGUACAUCGCACCACAGCGGAGCGUGGGACCACAGCGGAGCGCGAGAGAGCACAAGAGCGGCUCGCACACGAGCGCCUCGAAGAUGAAGCUGGGGCAGGAGGCGGGUCGAGAGGCGGUCUCGGAUGCAUUGCCGGACGUAAAGCAGGACGAGUUGGACUGCCGGCGGGAGUCCUUCGACUUGGCAACGAGCAUGCUCAAGGGCUCGAGCCACGAGACGUACGUGGCGCUUGUGCGCAGCUUGGUCCUCGGCUACUUACUGAACGACCCUGACGCGUUUUGUGGUCCCGGUGCUGCGGACCGCGCCAGUCGUCGCGACCUGGUGCAGUACUUGCGGAACAGCGUCACACUCGUGAUGCUCGGCUUACGCUUCGUCGGACGUACCUUCGCCGGGUCACUCAUCCUUCGGCUGCUCACCAGCUUUGUGGCGGACUUUGAUCGCACAGGCGCUCUGACUGGAGGGGCUCCGAUAGGAGGUGUUGGUCUUCUGGUCGGAGACGAAGAGGAAGAGGAAGAGGUACAUUGGGUCCCGGAUAGCAGCGCCGCCGGUCCGAUAACGCUCUACAUGAUCCACGCUACAGAAAAUCUCGAAUGUCCCCUGGUGUACGCCGCCAGCACGCUGCCGCUCACGCGGCGCUCCAUGAGCCAAGAAGGUCGCCGGUUCGAAGCGUCCUGCGUCGCUCUACUGCACGGUGGUGCCGAGGAAGUCGGUCGACUGGGCGACCUGCUCGGGCUCCCCUCGCCCCUCGAAGUAAACGAAGAAGUUUACCCUCUCAGCUACGGCGACGCAGCCUCCCCUCGCGCAGCCUCACCUGACGGCGCAGGUCUGGCCAGACAGGCGGCCUUCGCAGGACUCUACCGAACCCAGGCUGUCCUGAUACUGGAUGCCAUCCUCUCCAAAAUUGUGCCGAGACUGCCUCCCUCUGACCCGGGCAGUCUUGACCUCGUUGCGGCGUUUCUCACAAAGGCCACCAUCUUGCGUUUUUCAACCCAGACAACCUAG
This is a messenger RNA of Gregarina niphandrodes, 1800 nucleotides long. RefSeq lists its product as hypothetical. The record is from RefSeq and is a predicted model, not a curated record. Bases 1 to 1800 code for a protein of 599 amino acids. The transcript has a single exon. NCBI's taxonomy places the organism in Eukaryota, Apicomplexa, Conoidasida, Eugregarinorida, Gregarinidae.